Prunus persica (peach) is the source of this 715-nucleotide messenger RNA. RefSeq names its product UPF0426 protein At1g28150, chloroplastic. The record is from RefSeq and is a predicted model, not a curated record. Bases 97 to 471 code for a protein of 124 amino acids. The transcript is spliced from 3 exons. NCBI's taxonomy places the organism in Eukaryota, Viridiplantae, Streptophyta, Magnoliopsida, Rosales, Rosaceae.
UUAAUAAAUCUACUAGUCGGGGGAAUCAGCAGAACCGAAGAAGCAUUUCAAGGUUCAACAUAAGAGGAGAAGAGAAGGCAGCAGAGGAAGCUCAACAUGUCAGUCUUUGUUGUGAAUUUUCCUUGCUGUGCACUGUGGAAAUCAAAGAAGCUUGGGUUUAUAAAACCAUCGACAUUACCAAAGCAGAUGAGUCCCAGCAGCAGCACAAAAGUGCGUUUGGGGAACAAUGAUGGGGUUAAUGCGUUUUUCUUCAAUCCCACUGAGGAACCCAUUCUCAGAGAAGCGCUUAAGGAGCCAGUUGCGUUCAUGGGAGGGAUGUUUGCUGGUCUCUUACGACUUGACUUGAAUGAAGAUCCACUCAAGGAUUGGGUUUCAAGGACUGUGGAAGCCUCUGGGAUCACCGAGGAAGAAAUUGAUGCUAGCGGGUUAGAACCAGAAGAAGAAGUCCCGCUACAGAUUGAGAUUGAAUAACAUCUAUCUUUGUAUGUGUAUACUAGGCUCCUCUGGUUGGUUAAGCAUGUAAUCAUGGCCCCAUUGAUAUGAUAUAUGCUGGAAACUUAUGUCAAAUAUUUCUUUGACACAAUGGCACACAUAUGUCUGCGGAUUCAUAGUAAGUAUCAUUCUUAUGUAUUUGUGUUUAUAGUUUCACUUUGAACAAAAAGCCUCCAUGAUAACAGCUUUUGAAAGAUAUAACAUAAAGGACUGUUUCUGUUUA